GUGUUAAAUUAGCACACAUAAUGUUGUUCGUGGCCUGCCUUAUUGGAAUCCAACAUAGUGUUGCAUUCUUACAAUGCCUACAACUGGACGAAUCUUUUAACACAACAUACUGCAAAGCAUCCGCGCCCACCCAUGAGUAGGUAAUGGGACGUCUAAAAUGUAAAUAUGACCGUAUUGUUUGCAUAUCCCUGGUAAACAGUAGAGGGAGACCAGCGAAUGUAUUUUAAUCAACGGAGGUUGCAUUUUCCAUGAGUUUUUAACCCAUUCAUGACGUUUCAUCAGAAAAUACAUCCAACCUUGUUAGGGCUAGUCGGCUGAUGAUGAUACCAGUCUAGUAAAAGUCGCGCCACGUCUGGCUUCCUCACACCUGCUGAUUCACCUGAUCGCUGCAAACAGUUGAGGGCAUAGGUCGCCUGGGUCUCAUCUAACUGGGUCACCCACUGCAUCUGUGAGAAAAUGGCCGGUGCUGUCCAAUGGGUUUUCCCGUUUUCUGGGCUGACCCUGCAGACGUUUAUUGUCUUCUGCGCGACUUUCCUCCUGGCAUGUGUCGUCUUCAAGCGGUCCCGAAACCUGCCUCCUUACCCAGCAGGACGCGUGCCUAUUCUCGGGCACCUCCUCGCCUUGGGCCGAGAACCGCCACUAAAACUAACGGCGUGGAGGCGGCAGUACGGGGACGUCUUCACCGUCAGGAUGGGGAUGGAAGAUGUGGUGGUUCUGAACGGCUACACUGCCGUCAAGGACGCGCUCGUGGACAGGUCCGAGCUGUUCGCGUCGAAGGCACCAAUGUACCAGGUUGAUGUGAUGCUUGGUUUCGGAAAAGACAUAUUUUCUGCCAGCUGGGGUUCCGAGUUCAGACAGAGGAAGAGGUUUGCCACCACCGUCCUGAAGAACCUGGGCAUGAGGGUCGGCCGUGGCAGCAUCGAGGGCAACAUCCGAGAGGAAGCAAACUGUCUCCGGAACAGGAUUGCAGAAAACGACGGACAGCCCUUUGACAUCGCUCAUGACGUCAUGGUGGCGGUUGCAAACAUCAUCUGCUCCAUGGCGUUCGGGAAGCGCUACGACUACAAGGAUGAAUCGUUCCGGGAGCUCUCUCAGGCGAUUAAUACGGUAUCAUCUGAACUCGCAACUGGGCAAAUCAUCAGCUUUUUCCCCUGGCUACGGUUUGUUCCUGUCGUGAACAGAUCCAUCGUCAAUGUGCUGAAAGAGAACUCCAAGGUCCAAAAGGUGUUAAGAGAGGAGAUAUCUCGCCAUCGGGAACACCUGGAUCGCGAGAACCCGCGAGACUUCAUCGACUUCUGCCUGCUGGAGGUUGAUCAGCAGGACAAGGUGGACGGUCUGACGGAGGAGAAUGUCAUGUACAUUACGAAGGACCUCUUCUUCGCUGGAAUUGAGACAACCACUAACACACUGCUCUGGAGUCUGCUCUAUAUGGUUUCGAACCCCGACGUCCAAAAUAAGGUACAGCAGGAGCUUGAUGCCGUUGUUGGUGCGAGUCUGCCCGCCCUGUCCCACCGCUCCCAGCUGCCCUACGUGAACGCCUGCCUGAUGGAGACCAUGCGGAUCCGCACUCUUCUGUCUGUCAUCCUUCACGCCACCGCGCAGGAGGUCAAAGUGCAGGGAUACGACAUUUCUAAGGGAACUCGGGUGUUGAUGAACAUGCACUCCCUCCACAUGGACCCCGCCUACUGGCCUGACCCGGACCGGUUUGACCCCGAAAGGUUUCUGGACGCGGAAGGGAACGUCAUCAACAAACUUCCAGCCUUCAUGCCUUUUUCAGGAGGCCACCGUGUAUGUCUAGGUGAGCAGCUGGCCCGGAUGGAACUUUUCCUGUUCUUCUCGACCCUGCUGCAGUCCUUCACCAUCAAGACGCCAGAGGGCGCUCCUCCUCCAAACACUGAUGGCAUAUUUGGUCUGGCGUUGAAACCGCAUCCGUUCCAGCUCUGUGCGAUUCCGCAAAUCUCGCGCGCGCCAAUCCCGCACAAACUGCGGGUUUCCAUGGCGAGGUGGAAGGAGCUGCAGGCCACACCCGCGGCCGGCGUGGAGCGCCUGAUCAGGAUCUUCGACGUUCUGGACAUUCAGGACAUUCUGGGCAAACUGAAAACCAUGAAGAUCAGACUUGAACUUGUUGACUGCGUCUUUAAUCCUAAAGGCAUGGCUGCUGUCGUCAGCUGGAUAGCUGGGUCUGUCCAGGAGAUUCUGCUGAUCUCUGGACUGACUGCGCAGACCUGUCUUGUCUUUUGUGCGGCUUUUCUCCUGGCAUAUGUUCUCUUGAAACGCCCCCAAAACCUGCCUCCCUACCCGGCAGGACGCGUGCCUGUUCUCGGGCACCUCCUCGCCUUGGGCCGAGCGCCUCACCUCAAGCUGACGGCGUGGAGGCGGCAGUACGGGGACGUCUUCACCGUCAGGAUGGGGAUGGAAGAUGUGGUGGUUCUGAACGGCUACACUGCCGUCAAGGACGCGCUCGUGGACAGGUCCGAGCUGUUCGCGUCCAGGCCGCCAGUCUACCUGUUCGAUGCGUUUGGAAAAAACAAAGACAUCCUUACUGGACAUUGGGAUCCAGGAUUCAAACAGAGGAAGAGGUUUUCCACUACCGUCCUGAAGAACCUGGGUAUGAAGGUCGGACGUGGUAGCAUCGAGGAGAAAAUCGUAGAAGAAGCCAAGUUUCUUCACAACAGGGUGGCAGAAUACGAAGGAAAGCCAUUUGACAUCGCCCAUGACGUCACCGUAACGGUCGCAAACGUCAUUUGCACCAUGACGUUCGGGAGGCGCUACGACUACGAGGAUGAGUCGUUCCAGGUGCUCUCGGAGGCCGUUACAGCCGUAGGGACUGAACUUGCGGCUGGCCAAAUCAUCAGCGUCUUCCCUUCCCUGCGCUUUGUUCCUGGAGUUAACAGGGUUGGUACAAAUUUGGUCGAACACCUCUCGAAGCUGCAGAGGGUGCUGUGGGAGGAGCUCUCGCGCCAUCGCGAACACCUGGAUCGCGAGAAUCCGCGAGACUUUCUGGAUUUCGGUCUGCUGGAGGUUGAACGGCAGGAGAAGGUGGACGGUCUCACAGAGGAGAUUGUCAUCUACCUGACCCAGAACAUCUUUGUGGCCGGGACAGAAACGACGGCAGACACUCUGUUGUGGGCUCUUCUCUACUUAACCCAGAAUCCAGCCAUUCAACAUAAGAUACACGAGGAGCUUGAUGCCGUUGUUGGCGCGAGUCUGCCCGCCCUGUCCCACCGUUCCCAGCUGCCCUACGUGAACGCCUGCCUGCUGGAGACCAUGAGGAUCCGCACUCUUGUUCCCCUAUCGGCCCCCCACGCCACCACACAGGACGUCAAAGUCCAGCAGUUUGACAUCCCCAAAGGAACCCAGGUACUACCUAACCUGCACUCACUCCACACGGACCCCGCCUACUGGCCUGACCCGGACCGGUUUGACCCCGAAAGGUUUCUGGACGCGGAAGGGAACGUCAUCAACAAGCCCGAGUCCUUCAUGCCCUUUUCAGGAGGCCGCCGUGUGUGUCUGGGUGAGCAACUGGCCAGGAUGGAGCUUUUCCUGUUCUUCUCGACCCUGCUGCAGUCCUUCACCUUCAAGACGCCAGAGGGCGCUCCUCCUCCAAACACUGACGGCGUCGUUGGAAUAACGCUGACCCCGCAUCCGUUCAAGCUCUGUGCGAUACCUCGUUAGUUUAUGCUAGAUUGUCCGGCCCAAGAUGAUUUUAUAAAUGGUUGAAAAAAAUCAUUGUUCGAAUCAGCACUGAAAUGUAGGACAUAAGAUAAGUGUGACGGAAACAAACAAACUUACCAACAAGCAACAUGGCCGCCCCCAUGGGCGCCAACAAAAACAGUAUAGCUUUUCCAUUCGACAAAACUGUGAUAACUCAGUACUAUUUUGAUAGUCAAUGCAAGUAUCACAUUAUAUAAGGAUGCUUUGGUCUCAUCAUAUCAAUCAGUCAUACCGCGAAAAGUUAGCAAUAAUACAACUUGGGUAUUACAAUAAU
Molecule: messenger RNA, 3988 nt
Organism: Branchiostoma floridae (Florida lancelet)
Lineage: Eukaryota; Metazoa; Chordata; Leptocardii; Amphioxiformes; Branchiostomatidae
Exons: 15
Coding region: 457-3675 (1072 amino acids)
Biological process (GO): xenobiotic metabolic process
Cellular component (GO): cytoplasm; intracellular membrane-bounded organelle
Molecular function (GO): heme binding; oxidoreductase activity, acting on paired donors, with incorporation or reduction of molecular oxygen, reduced flavin or flavoprotein as one donor, and incorporation of one atom of oxygen; iron ion binding
Source: RefSeq, a predicted model, not a curated record